This is a messenger RNA of Drosophila serrata, 542 nucleotides long. RefSeq names its product protein Turandot M-like. The record is from RefSeq and is a predicted model, not a curated record. Lineage: Eukaryota; Metazoa; Arthropoda; Insecta; Diptera; Drosophilidae. Gene Ontology annotation, biological process: immune system process.
GAAGCAAUCAUUGGGACAGGUAUUAGUUUCGAUUGAUACAAGUAACUAAAGCCUCAAUAUGAAUUCAACAAUUUUCCUGAGCUGCCUGUUGGUCAUCAGCGGAAGCCUUCUGGGGACAGCUAAUGCCGAAGAGAACUUUGAAUCUGAUAGGGAACGUGUGAUUGCGGUCUAUAAGGAUGCUAAUCCUGAUAACAUUGGUGAUAGCAACGUUAUCUUUCUGGUGACUUUUCUCGACAAGUAUGCCGACCAGAUUCAGUUGACUCCCGAACAAAAAUCCAAAGCUUCAGAUAUUGUGAAGCAAUACAAUGAGGACAAGGAAAAACAACCUUUGGUGGACGGUGCACCUCCUCAAGGUGGCUGGUUUUCAAAACUAGGAAGGGAGAUCGUUAUACAAUUGGGCAUCGCAAUUGCUUCUGAGGGAAUUAAAAAGGCAACGGGAUCUUAGAAUUAGAGAUCUUUGCAACGUUGUUUUGUAACAUACUAAUGCUUUAAGCACUAUGAGAUCCUAAUAAAAUGGAAAUAAUUUUGCUUUUAUUAAUGAA